CCGGCAAACCAGUUCAACAAGUGCCCACCAAAGAGAUGGACCGAUCGCAGCAGUUGUUCUUCGUUGUUUCGGUUUCGGUUUUGCUAUUCAUUGGCCAGGCCAUUUCUGAAGAUGCGCUGUUUGGCUACAAGGAAGAUCCCGAGGACAAUCCGUACCGGUUAAAUGCAAAUAAUCGCACCCCAGUUUACAUCCCCGGCCGCUGCGGCCUCAACGAAAUCCUCUACCCGGGCGACCAAGCCGUCGAUUGGGUGUGCGAUUGCCGUCCCGCCCACGUGUACCACCCGGCUUCCGGUGGCUGUUACGCCCUCUUCACGCAAGCGUACUGCGCGGCCGGUGAGUUCGUCGAGAUCCCCCCGGGCGACAAACUGCCCCGCUGCACCAAGAACCCCUGCCCGGAGAAGCAGGUCCAGUUCCGCGAAAAGUGCGUCACGCUCAAUCGCAACAACGAGGGCACGUGUCCGACGGUGCAGCACAUUCGGCACGUGGUCGGCGUGAACGAGACGACGCUGCAGCUGGACUGCCUCAGCUACGGCACGAUUGACCUUAAGCGGCCCCAGAAGCAACGGGUCGACGUGAUGGAGGACCACAGCGACGAGAUGGCCAUGCCGAACUUGACCAAGAUUAACGACGUCGUGCUGGCGAACAUGGAGGGACAUUUGUUCUUUUUGACCGCGACCAGGUGUGCGAUCGGAUCGGCGGCACACAUGAACGGGACUUGUACCAAUUAGUUUUGAUUUUUGUGGGUCCAUUUCGUAGCAUCGUUGAUUGGAAGGCACGUCGACAGGGAGUCGUUCUUUCGAAAUAAACCCACUUUUUUAAAGCUCUCGUAAUAAAAACUAAAAACUA
Messenger RNA from Culex pipiens pallens (northern house mosquito), 846 nucleotides. RefSeq lists its product as uncharacterized. The coding region runs from base 36 to 728 and encodes 230 amino acids. Lineage: Eukaryota; Metazoa; Arthropoda; Insecta; Diptera; Culicidae. The transcript is spliced from 3 exons. The record is from RefSeq and is a predicted model, not a curated record.